Molecule: messenger RNA, 1971 nt
Organism: Styela clava
Lineage: Eukaryota; Metazoa; Chordata; Ascidiacea; Stolidobranchia; Styelidae
Source: RefSeq, a predicted model, not a curated record
AUGGAGUCUUUAAAAUCAACUAAAAAACCAAAGGAUUCGUUUCAAACAGAACUCUCAGCGGCUGUAAAGAAACGUCGAGGUUUUAAUCCCCAUGUUGAAUACACUUCUGAAUCUGAAGAUGAUUAUGAUGAUGAUGAAUAUGACGAUGACUUUGAAGAAGAAGUUUCCACCCAUCAUAGUAGCUUGAAACUCAGUCCUAAAUAUUCCCACAAAUCAAAACAAGAUGAUGAUUGGGAAUUACCCUCUUACUUGAAAGAUGAUGAUGAUGACGAUGGUUAUGGAGAUGGAGGAUCAAUGUUUUUGAAACAAUCAACAUCAAAGAAACAAAACAAACCUCUAUUUGAUCCCCUGGGUUUGAACAAGGAUUCGUCGAUGCCUAAUAGUGGAAUGAUAUCGGAAGAUAGUGAAUCAACAAAUAAUGACUAUGCUGAUGACCCAAUUCUUGCAUUAUUGAAUCCCAAACCUAAGAAAGAAAAACAGCCAAAACCAGCAAAAAGACAUGGUAAAAAUAAAGAACCAGAUCAAAGUUUUCUACCAACUGCUGGUCCAAAAAGAAGUUUAUCUCCUCAACAAAGUGGGAUGGAUUUCAGCGGUAAAAACUUUGGUAGCAGUAUUGGAUAUCAGCAAGAAAGAAUGAAAAGUCCAGUCGCUGACUUAUCUUCUCCAAAAGGAAGAAAAUCUCCUUCAAGGGAGAAAGUUAUUAGCCCAAAUAGAUCAGCUGAGUUGAAACGUUCAUUAGAGAUGCAAGAUCAAAGAAGUGGUUUAAUAGAAAAAAGGCCUGGAUCACGACCAAAAACUCCUCAAUCACCAAUGCUAUCUGGGAAACAUAGUCCCGAAUUAAAAGGAAUUAUAACUACAAUGAAAUCUUCUGACUCUCAAAUCAGUCUUGGUGAAUCAAAGAAAAAGAAAGGUAGUGACAAAUCCGAAUCGUUUGUUGACUUCUUACUUGAUCCUUCACAACCAAAACCUGCUCCAAGAAAGAAAGGAAGCAGAACAACUUCUGAAGGUUCUCAACCAAGUCAAUCAUUAUCACCAAAAACAAUUAAAAAGGAAAACAAAGAAAGGAAAAAAUCACCAGAUCGAUUGGGAUCUCCAGAUGUUUUAAAAAAGCAAAGAACACUUUCUGGUGAACGUGAACGAAGUAAAUCUCCAAAACACAGAUCUUUAUCACCUGGUACUGACAAGAGAACCCUUUCAUCAAUGCCCCUGCCUUCCUUACAACCAAUGGCAAAACCUUUGUCAACUCGGACAAUAAAUCAAAAUCAGGGUUUCCAACUACAAGGAGAUAUUUUACCUGAACCUGUUCCAAAGGUUUCUAGAGCUGAAAAAGAAAAGUCACAUUCAGAUGCUGAUGAUCUAUUAGCAUUAUUUAAUCAGGCAAUAAAAGAUGAACCAGUGGAUUUUCAAGCUCAUGCGAGAGAGAAAGAAAAAGUCAAAUCUCCACUUGAUGACAUAGUGCAGAAAACAGCAGAACAAAAAAUGCAUGAAGUUCCUCGACAACGUUCGUCUCGACUAUUGAUUGAUAAUGUUAUUGACAAUGUAGCCCAACAUAACGACGGCUCAUCAUCUGAUCAUAGCUCAAUGUCAGGAAAAGAUGAUCACGAGCACAGAACACCAAGAAAAAGAUCUGGUAGAAAAUCUUACCGAACUCCUCCUGCUAACUACCAAGGACUAGGAUCUCUCACCAUGCUAAAAGAACUAAAAAAGAAAGAUGAAAAAAAAGAUAAAGAUGACUUGAGUCAAUCAGUCACUUCUGAAGAUAUAAGAAAGAAAAUUUAUUUGGAAUGGUUGGCAAAACGAGAGGAAGAAAAAAACAUAAAGAGAAAGCAAGAAUUAAAAGAGAAAAAAGAACAGGAAAAGAAAUUGAAAGAUGAAAAAGAAGAUAAAGUGAAGGAAAACAUGAUUGUCAGGAAAAAGUGGGAAGAAGUUAAAAUUAUGCACAGACUUGAUGGUGGAGGAAGCAGUAACUAA